Messenger RNA from Pseudoliparis swirei, 1141 nucleotides. It is a transcript of the gene capns1b, whose product is annotated as calpain, small subunit 1 b. The record is from RefSeq and is a predicted model, not a curated record. The coding region runs from base 159 to 809 and encodes 216 amino acids. Gene Ontology annotation, molecular function: calcium ion binding. NCBI's taxonomy places the organism in Eukaryota, Metazoa, Chordata, Actinopteri, Perciformes, Liparidae. The transcript has 11 exons.
CUUGGAUCUUUUAGCUCAACUGGUUUUGUUGGUCUCUGGGAGUGCCCUGUGCCGGAUUAUCCCACUCUCUUCCUCUCUCCUUCAGUGUAUCUUUACCUCUCUCAGACACUCCGCGCUCUCUCUCUCUCUCUUCGGCAGAAGCACGAACAUACGGCAACAUGUUUUUUGCAAGGAGCUUAAUCAAAGGCAUCAUUGAUGUUGUGAGCGACUUCGACCCGAGUCAGUUCAAGACCUCAGACCCUCCUCCUCCUCGCAGACCUCUGAACUUUGGCGAUUCCCACGAGAACGAAGAGGAGAACAAGUUUCGGAGAGUUUUCAAGCAGCUGGCCGGAGAGGACAUGGAGGUGAGCCCCAACGAGCUGAUGAACAUCCUCAACAAAGUCCUUGGCAAUCAUGAAAACCUGAAGACCGACGGUUUCAGCAUCGAGUCCUGCAGGAGCAUGGUCGCGGUCAUGGACAGUGACAGCACAGGUAAACUCGGCUUCCACGAGUUCAAAUACAUGUGGAACAACAUCAAGAAGUGGCAGGCGAUCUAUUUAAAAUACGAUGCAGAUGGUUCAGGUACAAUCGGCUUUGAUGAGCUGCCAAAUGCCUUCCAGGCUGCAGGUUUCCCUCUGAAUGACCAGCUCUACAAGCUGAUUAUCCGUCGCUAUAGCGAUGAACACGGCAGCAUGGACUUCGACAAUUUCGUCGGCUGCCUGGUGCGACUGGACGCCAUGUGCAGAGCCUUUAAGACCCUGGAUAAGGACAACAGUGGCUCCAUCGACCUGGACAUCAAGGAGUGGCUUCAGCUGACGAUGUACUCAUAAAGCAUUGGAGGGAAGCUGCCCGGCAACAAAAACACCUUCUCUUUUAUCAUCUCCUCCCUCACUCCCUCUCAUUGUCUGUGUGUGUGUGUGUGUGUGUUUGUUGUGUAUGUGUGUGCUUGUGGAUGUGCAAUAGUGUUUGAAGGCCCCCCGCCCCUUGUCAUCACGGUAACAGGACCACAAUGUCAGCGUUGGAGCUAAAGUGAAGGUGAAGAAUCAAACUCGGACCAAAGUGGAGCUGGAAUGCUUUUGUUUCAUAUUUUUGUGGGGAACGUUUUAAAUGUCUUCAUUUUUUAGAAUCAGAAACCGAAUAAAGUGACACAACUGACAAUUAA